GCAUCUCAUUUUCCUCAUUUAAAUUGAUCAUUUUCUCAUCAGUCAUACCAUCUUUACGUCCAUGAGUGUCAGCGGUGUCCUGAAAGUGUACUCUGUUGCUCGCGUGUAUGUGGACGCGAACAAGAAGAAGCCCAAGGAGUACUGGGAUUAUGAGAACUACAAGAUCUCGUGGGGCACCAUCAAGAACUACGAGAUUGUCAAUAAAAUCGGUCGAGGUAAGUACUCGGAGGUAUUUGAAGGUGUGAAUGUCGUCAACGACGAGCCGUGUGUCAUCAAGGUGUUGAAGCCAGUGAAGAUGAAGAAGAUAUAUCGGGAAGUCAAGAUCCUCAAGAACUUGACCGGUGGUCCUAAUGUCAUUGGGUUGUUGGACAUUGUUCGUGACGAACACAGCAAAAUCCCGGCUUUAGUAUUUGAAAGAGUCGACAACGUCGACUUUCGUGUGUUGUACCCCAAGUUCAGUGUCAGUGACAUCCAGUACUACAUGAUGCAGCUCUUGAUUGCGUUGGACUAUUGUCAUUCGAUGGGGAUUAUUCAUCGAGACGUCAAGCCUCAGAACAUCAUGAUCGAUCCCUUACACAAGAAGUUACGGUUGAUCGACUGGGGGUUGGCCGAGUUCUACCACGAGGGUAUGGACUACAAUGUACGAGUGGCGUCACGGUACCACAAGGCUCCAGAGUUGUUGAUCAAUUUACAGCAGUAUGACUACUCUUUGGACUUGUGGUCGGUGGGAUGUAUUUUUGCCGGGAUCAUCUUCAAGAAGGACCCGUUCUUCCGGGGGGAUUCUAACAACGACCAGCUUGUGCAGAUUGCAAAAGUGUUGGGUACCAAGGAGUUAAUGAGUUAUAUCAGUAAGUAUGGAAUCCGUUUAAGCUCUGACUUUGACAACAUUUUGGGCAAUUAUUCCCGAAAGCCAUGGAAGAAUUUCGUCAAUAAGUUGAAUGAGCCGUUAAUGAGCGAAGAGGUGUUGGACCUCACGAAUCAAUUGUUGACAUAUGAUCACCAGUUGAGACCUACGGCCAAGGAGGCAAUGGACCACCCGUUUUUCAAGAUUUAGAGAUGAUUUAGUCAGGGUUUAACUGGACACGAAGAUCCAACUACCGUUCUAUGGGCAUCUAUGUACAGAAAUUGAAAACCUCCAAGCACAUGAAAAAUACCAAUUUCAUUUCACUUGAAAGCAUGUCUUAAGCCGCCUCACUACCACAUUAUGUUUAUAGAAAAGUUACGAGAUAUGUCCUUAUAAUGUCAAUCAGCACAAUUAUCGUCUACUUAUUGGCGGUGCCGUCUUGUAACUGACCCCUGAAUUAACACAAAGACGCAUAAUUCUCUAAUUAUGUCUAUUUACACU
Yamadazyma tenuis ATCC 10573 is the source of this 1345-nucleotide messenger RNA. NCBI's taxonomy places the organism in Eukaryota, Fungi, Ascomycota, Pichiomycetes, Serinales, Debaryomycetaceae. The record is from RefSeq and is a predicted model, not a curated record.